UUUUUUUCAUAAGUUAUAAAUCAAUAAUUUGCCGACCAAAACUAACCCCCCUGCAUUUAUACCAGAAUCCCACUAGAUCAGCAUAACUGCAUUGCUGAAAUUAAGGGGAUGACUGGAAAAUGCUUUCUCUGUCAAAGAAGCCUCUUAUAGUUGGAACAAACCAGUAGUUAGUACUAGUCAUCAUGGGAAAUUGCUUGUUUGGUGGCAUGGGAGGUGCGGAGGAGGCUGAGACCAUCCAAGUUGUCACGGCAAAUGGCGGUAUUAUGGAAUUCCAUGGCCCUAUAACAGUAGGCUUUAUCUUGGAGGAAUUUCCUUGCCACGCCAUUUUCAAGAGUGACGAUCUCUUCUGGAAGCCGUUGUUAAACAAUGAAGAGCUUCAUCCUGGAGUUUCAUACUUGCUUCUUCCAGUGGCGUCACCAGGAUUUUCGAAGUGUGGCUAUGGCUUGACAGAAUUCUUAUGUGCCGACAAUAAAAAUGUUCAAUUCAAUUUCCGCCCCUGGCUUCUUCCGCUUCAUACGAGUAAAGAAUAUAAAGAUGAGUUUGAUGUUAAGGUAGGGCAUGUUAGAUCCAAGAGUAUACCUACAGGUACAACAGGAGGGAAUGCAGGUUAUAGGAUGUCCUUUGAUAGUAGGAGUACAACUCAAAGCAAUGUUCUCAAGAGAUCAAAUACUGAUGUCUUUUCGAGGUACAAUAAUAAAGGAGCAAAGGAAGGAGUUUGGAAGGUGAAGCUGGUGAUUACUCCAGAGCAGUUGGUGGAGAUACUGUCACAAGAAUCGCGAACUGAGGAGUUGAUUGAGAGCGUCAGAACCGUAGCAAAAUGUGGUUGCAAUGGGGCCGCCUCUACCGGGUUUUCAGAUCAAUGGAGUGUAGCCAGUAGCAGGGCUUCCUCAAAGAAAGAUUAGUAUUCGAAACUUAGUUUACUCCGUAAUCUCUUAUUCAACUGUUUUUAUUUUUCUUUGGGGGAAGGGGGGUGGGAACAAAGAAAAGAGCAUAGCGCUGAUUUUGCUUGUGCUGCUAACAAGAUUUCUGUCUGUAUAGUUUCUGGAAGAGUUCUUUAAGAGAUGCUGAAUUCUGCCUUAAGCAGACAUUUGAAUGUGCAAGUGUUCUGAUUUAUGCAAUGAAUUCCAUUAGCUAAUAUGAUUAUAUUAAAUGAGUUUUAUGUUCAUGUAAUUUGUGUUUGUGCUUGUUAUUGAAAGUUCUGCCUUUAUAUUUUAUGCCCCCUUCUCUGUACUGUGAUUAAUCACCCAUGGAAGAGCCGCGAAUCUAGCAUAAAUCUAGAUUAAAUAAUUCAGGUUUAUUUAAAGUGAUUGUUCUUUGCUACACAUGUAGUGUUUUGCAAAUUUCAUUAGCAUAGCCAAUCUAGUUAGUGAUCUGGUGGCAUCAAAGUCACCAUCUCGGAUGUCCUGCAGGAAAACUUGGAUCGAGUCUCAGAUGCAUCAUUUCUCUGUAUAGGGUCUAACAACGACUAGGCAUUGAGGUCUAGUCAGAUUCGGGUCUGGGUGUUGAGGUUCGACGAGUGGUCCACGAUGGCCUGGAUCCGAAGGUCGAGAAUAAACCUAGUCAAUCUAUCCACCAAAAAAAAAAAAAAAAAAAAAAAAC
Messenger RNA from Chenopodium quinoa (quinoa), 1599 nucleotides. RefSeq lists its product as uncharacterized. The record is from RefSeq and is a predicted model, not a curated record. The transcript has 3 exons. NCBI's taxonomy places the organism in Eukaryota, Viridiplantae, Streptophyta, Magnoliopsida, Caryophyllales, Amaranthaceae. The coding region runs from base 183 to 902 and encodes 239 amino acids.